Messenger RNA from Prunus armeniaca (apricot), 702 nucleotides. NCBI's taxonomy places the organism in Eukaryota, Viridiplantae, Streptophyta, Magnoliopsida, Rosales, Rosaceae. The record is from the annotation of a GenBank genome assembly.
AUGAGAGGCUAUGGAGAAGAGUUGUCUAGAGAAAGAAUUCAUUCGAGGGAUCUAGAUGCAAUUGAGGUUCAAGAGGUGGUUGCCUCAUUAAAGAGCUUUGCACAAAGGUUGGAAAGACAUCAUGAGAACAAGAUUGAGAAGGCUUUUGCUAGUCUGAGUGUAGAUUCCAAAUCAACUAAGGUCACUGAAAAUCAUAAUAGCAAGCAUCAGAAGAAUUGGAAGGAUAAGGGCAAAAAGUGGGAUAACAAACCUGCUGAUGGAACUAAAAAUUCUUGCAAGCAUUGUGGGAAAUUGCAUUUUGGAGAGUGUCGAUUCAAGGGCAAGCCAAAAUGCUAUAACUGUGACAAGUUUGGCCAAAUAGCAAAAGACUGCUAUAGUAAGAAACCAGUUCAACAACUUCAGUAUGCUGCUCAGGUAACCUCUACACCAACUAUGUUCUAUGUCAAUAAUGCAGCUGACAAAAGGUCCAUGGAAGAUGUAUGGUAUUUGGACAGUAGGUGUAGUAACCAUAUGACUGGCAGAGAAGAUGUUUUGACUGAUAUUGAUAGGAGUAUAACGGCAAAAGUUGCAAUGGGGACAGGACAGUUGGUCGAUGUUAUUGGAAAAGGAAGCUUGAUGGUUGAAACUAAGAUGGGAAAAAGAUAUAUUAAGGAGGUUCUGUUAGUAUCUGGUCUCAAGGAAAACCUACUCAGUGUUGGAUAG